This is a messenger RNA of Spinacia oleracea (spinach), 707 nucleotides long. RefSeq names its product SUMO-conjugating enzyme UBC9. Lineage: Eukaryota; Viridiplantae; Streptophyta; Magnoliopsida; Caryophyllales; Amaranthaceae. The transcript is spliced from 5 exons. Bases 79 to 525 code for a protein of 148 amino acids. The record is from RefSeq and is a predicted model, not a curated record.
UACUUGGUUGGAUUCUUUCCUUGUUCCUUUCUUUUUCUGGAAUUUGUUCUAUGCCCACUUUCAAUAGUAAAACUCAGCAUGGCAUCUAGAAGAAUUUUGAAGGAGCUCAAGGAGCUGGAAAGAGAUCCACCUAGUUCUUGCAGUGCAGGUCCAAUAGCAGAAGAUAUGUUCCAUUGGCAAGCAACAAUUUAUGGUCCAAAUGAUAGUCCUUAUUCAGGAGGUGUUUUCCUUGUCAACAUCCAUUUUCCACCUGAUUACCCCUUUAAGCCUCCUAAGGUGGCCUUCAAGACCAAGGUUUUCCACCCAAACAUUAAUAGCAAUGGGAGUAUUUGCCUUGAUAUACUCAAGGAGCAAUGGAGCCCUGCACUCACCAUAUCCAAGGUUCUGCUGUCAAUCUGUUCCCUUCUGACAGAUGCAAAUCCAGAUGAUCCAUUGGUUCCAGAGUCUGCUCACUUGUACAAGACUGAUCGAAAUGCAUACGAAUCCAUGGCUCGUAACUGGACUCACAAGUAUGCUAUGGUCUGAGCCUUGACAUUAUUCUCACUAUCUCAAGGUUUAUAAUUAAAGUAUUAUCGUCUUUUCUAUUUGCUUAUAUUGAAAGCUAAUUAUAUAUAUGUAUGUAACUCAUUUGGGGUACAUAAUUAUUGGAGGCAACAAAAACACCAUUUAGCCAAAAGUUCAUCAAUAAAAUUGUUUAUUAUUUGUCA